CUCAGAUAUUUAUUGGUGAUACCAAUGUCCCUGGUAUCCUCUACGCUUCCCUGCCGGAACCACGGGAUGAUACCAACAUUAUGGACACCCUCUUCAACCUGAUACCUCUUCCAGAGAAUAGUGGAAUAAAUGGAAUCGACUAUGAUCCAGGGAAUAAAAUGGUGUACUGGAAUGAUUUCAAUAUGGAUCGAAUAAGUCGAAUCCAACUUGACGGCACGAACCAAGAAGUCAUUCUAUCUACGAACUCCCCUCAUUCUAUCGCUCUCGAUCUGGUGAACGGGAAGAUCUACUGGACGAUGUAUAAUGAUAGGGCUAUCUUACGUGCCAAUCUCGACGGUAGCUCGGUAGAAGAACUCUUCAAAUAUACGAGUUUUGUGCAACCUACUUCAAUCUUGGUGGACCCCGUCAAUGGGUUUCUUGUCUGGUCAACACGCAUAGUCAAUCAAGUUGUCAAGGCAACACUAAACGCCAUCAACGAGGAGGUAGUGAGACCCAUCUAUGCUGAGGGGAUGUUCAAUGAGGAAUGUGCUGAUGACACCACCCGCUUGUUUUACUACACGAAACAGACUGAAUUAGGCGUCACGAAUUUAGACGGGAGUGGGGAUAGAACCAUCAAAUUAUUCUCCGACCAAACAACGGGUAGUUCCCUCAGCAAGUACGGCAGCAGGCUGUUCUGGUCAGCUCGGUCAUAUUCGCCGAGUUAUACGGGCUUGAUCAACGAGUAUGAUAUGAAGUCAUCAACUCUUACGAUUCACAACAGUACGGUGACAUUGUUAAACGGCGACGAGCUUGUCAUCAACCCUGUGACUACUCGGAUCAUAUCACACACUCCAUAUAAUGAACCCGUUGCCAUCGAGGGUUGCCCUGACAACAUCGUCGUGAACAUCGACGAGAACGCUUCGAAUGCGUCAUCGAUCUCAUGGACCGAGCCCGGACUCAACAGCUGGUCCAGCUGUCCCACAAUGGUCUUCCAAGGAACAGGGACGAAUGGAGGAGAUUUCUCUUUGGGCAUAACCGAGCUGCACUAUCAGGCCCAUGAUGCGGCAGGAAAUAUAGAUGAUUGCCAAUUUUCGGUGACAGUGCGCAGGUUUAGUGAUGAAUGUAAUAACCGUUGUCUCAAUGGAGCGAGCUGUGAGCAAGGCGUUUGCGAAUGUCUAGCAGGAUUUGAUGGCGAUAUGUGUCAAGAUAAGCUUACAGCUGUUGAGUGUGGAAGUACUUCAAUGACGGUCAACGUAGAUGCACGGCUAGUCCCAGGGGACGCAUCUGGUGUUCAUUUUCAUAACCGAUCCUGCAACGGUGUAAUCAACGCUACCACUGAUAUCAUCACUCUCACUACAGACUACAAUGAAUGUGGCACCAUCUUAGAGGAGGAUAACACAACUGUUACCUUUUCUAACGUUAUUACGUACGCCAAGCCUGGUUCGGAAGAUGGUACGGCAAUCACCCGUAAAUAUCACAUGCAGGUUCGGGUCGAAUGUUGCCUCAAGAAAGAGGAAGUCAUCAGUGGGUCCUUCAGACCACAGCUUGGUGAGGUGUCCUUUAGCGACAAGGGCUCUGGUGACUUCAGUCUGAGACUCGAAAGGUUCCAGACAAAUGCUUUUGAUAAAAGUGAAUCCGAAACCACCUCCGUUGUCGGGAAAGGAGAUUACCUCUACUUUGGUGUGUAUCUUGAGUCGGUACCAGGCGUUGGUAUGUUUAUCGACAGCUGCUGGGCGACAACCACUCAAGACUCAGACGCAGAGCCACAUUACUCUCUAAUUUCUUCAGGGUUAGUAGAACUUUUCAUGAGCCUCAAGAAAUAUAUAUCAUAUAGUGAUGGGAUAGUGGUUCAUUCACUUGACUGUUAA
Strongylocentrotus purpuratus (purple sea urchin) is the source of this 1847-nucleotide messenger RNA. RefSeq lists its product as uncharacterized. The record is from RefSeq and is a predicted model, not a curated record. Lineage: Eukaryota; Metazoa; Echinodermata; Echinoidea; Camarodonta; Strongylocentrotidae. Bases 81 to 1847 code for a protein of 588 amino acids. The transcript has 8 exons.